Molecule: messenger RNA, 801 nt
Organism: Coffea eugenioides
Lineage: Eukaryota; Viridiplantae; Streptophyta; Magnoliopsida; Gentianales; Rubiaceae
Product: FCS-Like Zinc finger 15
Exons: 2
Coding region: 126-551 (141 amino acids)
Source: RefSeq, a predicted model, not a curated record
CUAUUUAUUUUUCUCAUCUUUUCAUCAACCGUAUCAUACCAAAUCCCACCACCAGGCACCAGCUCUAGAAGAAGAAGAAGGAGAAGAAGAAGAAGAAGAAAGGGCUGGAGGAGAAAGACCAUGAAAUGGUGGGACUAAGCGUUGUACUAGAAGCAGAAGGAUACGAGGAUAUCAGUAGCAAGAGAAGUGCUCAUCACCAAGUUAUUAGCAAAGCCAGCAUGAUCAUCAAACCAUCUCCUUCUUCUCCAACUCCUCCUACUUCUCCUUCUCCCUUCACAAAAAGGAACAGCUCCUUUAACCUCUCAUGUGGUACUAGUGGAUUUCUUGACUAUUGUUUCCUUUGCAGACAGAAACUUUUGCCUGGCAAGGACAUCUAUAUGUACAAAGGUGACAGGGCUUUUUGCAGCGAGGAGUGCAGGUGCAGACAGAUAUUCAUGGACGAAGAAGAAACUAUUAAGGCUAAAACUGACCACUGUUCAUUGGCUGCUUCAUCAUCUAAUUCCUCUUCUCGUAAAGGGACCAAAAAAAGAGCAAAUGGUUUUGCCUAUUAGUAUAACUUUAGUGGAAAUUUUUUUUUUUCUUUCUUGUUUUUCUUUUGCCUUAUCUCUAGUUUUGGCUUUUGCCUCAUUUUGUAAUGACUCUCGGGCCGACCGGGUUUUGGUUCUUAGCAUGGUUUGCAGCUAAGAAGGCUCUUGGUUUUGGUUUUGGCAAAUAGAUUGCAAGAACAUGAUUGGCCAUGUAAUGUCCACGAUGAGAGACUAGGAAUAUUUGUUUGCGUUUUACGGAGAAACCAUUCCGCAU